UGAUUUUCCCCUCCAUCCUUUCUUUCUUCAGAGAAUCAGAGCCCAAUCCGAACUCAACCCGAUGGUUGCCACCAGACCGGUACUUCCCGCCACCCAACCGUCACCAUAGACCAUCAAAUUUUAGGGUUUCUAAACCGGACAUUAAAAAAUCCCAAGAUUCGAGUUUUAGUUUUCUCAGAAAAAUAUGAAAUGCUCAUCUCAGCUCAAUCAUUUUGCGCCUUCAAUUUCGGUUGGUUAGUCUGCAUCAUUCGGAGACACUUACGUUGUAAACUCUACAUUUUGGGUCUUCCUUAAAAUUGGCCAGUUAGGAAGAUGGAGAGUAGAGCAGUGAACCCCAAUUACCAUGCCUCUCCUUUACGCAGCGCUUUUAGGCUUCUUCUGCCUCGAAUUUCUAGCGAAAAGAUGCAGUUUUGCCCUCUGCCUCUCAAGGGCCUACAGAUGCAGUUCAAAAAGAAUUUGCUUUUUGCUUCUUAUAGCAAGCAUGACAGUACUGAUCAAGAUGCCGUUAUAACAAGGGAUGUAGCGUAUGGAUUAGCCGAUAUAGACUGGGACAGCCUUGGAUUUUCUUUGAUGCCGACGGAAUAUAUGUACGUCAUGAAAUGCUCACAAGGACAAAGCUUUAGUAAAGGUGAAUUACAGCAUUUUGGAAACAUUGAGUUGAGCCCCUCUGCUGGGGUCUUAAAUUACGGGCAGGGAUUGUUUGAAGGUUUAAAAGCACAACGUAAACAAGAUGGUAAUAUUUUAUUGUUUCGUCCCGAGCAAAAUGCAAUGCGGAUGAGGAUGGGUGCAGAACGAAUGUGCAUGCCUUCACCUACAGUUGAACAGUUUGUGGAUGCUGUUACGGCUACUGUUCUAGCAAAUAAACGAUGGAUUCCUCCUCAUGGUAAAGGUUCAUUAUACAUAAGGCCACUGCUUAUUGGGAGUGGAGCUGUUCUUCAUCUUGCACCAUCUCCUGAGUACACCUUUCUGAUUUAUGUUACACCUGUUGGAAACUAUUUCAAGGAAGGUAUUGCACCAAUACAUUUGCUGAUUGACACUGAAGUGCAUCGAGCAGCCCCUGGUGGUACCGGAGGUAUAAAGACUUUAGGGAAUUAUGCAUCGGUAUACAAGGCACAAGGUGCUGCGCAAGCCAAAGGCUAUACAGAUGUUCUGUACCUAGAUUGUGUUCACAAGAAGUACCUGGAAGAGGUUUCCUCCUGUAAUGUUUUUGUUGUAAAGGGUAAUGUCAUCUCUACCCCUGCCAUAAAAGGGACCAUCCUACCUGGCAUUACAAGAAAGAGUAUAAUUGAUGUUGCUCGAAGCCAAGGAUUCCAGGUUGAGGAACGGCUUGUCGCAGUGGACGAAUUAGUUGAUGCUGAUGAAGUAUUUUGUACUGGAACAGCUGUUGUUGUAUUGCCUGUGGGCAGCAUAACUUAUCAUGGUGAAAGGCUGUCUUACGGAAAUGGUGGAGUUGGUGUUGUGUCACAACAACUAUAUGCUGCACUGACUAGACUACAAAUGGGGCUUACAGAGGACAAGAUGAAUUGGGUUGUUGAGUUGAAUUAGGCUUUCCAACGAUUAUGUGUUCUUGUCCAUGGUAAAUUCGAAAUUGUUAAGUACCUGUGUCAGAUACUUGACCCUCGGAUAAGGGUAUGAGAUAUGUGUUGAAUAUAUUUAGUAGGACAUCCACUUAGCAAGCAUAUUCUGUAAUUCAAUUUUACCAUGGACUAUGCGUGGAACUUCUAUAUUAUGCAUGAAAUGCCGUAAGGCACUUUGUAAAUAUUAUUUAUCUGAAAAAAUAAAUGAACUAUUCUAUGAAAUUUAAACAUCUUGGCAUA
Molecule: messenger RNA, 1817 nt
Organism: Rhododendron vialii
Lineage: Eukaryota; Viridiplantae; Streptophyta; Magnoliopsida; Ericales; Ericaceae
Product: branched-chain amino acid aminotransferase 2, chloroplastic-like
Exons: 10
Coding region: 313-1545 (410 amino acids)
Biological process (GO): branched-chain amino acid metabolic process
Cellular component (GO): chloroplast
Molecular function (GO): branched-chain-amino-acid:2-oxoglutarate transaminase activity
Source: RefSeq, a predicted model, not a curated record